Lasiosphaeria miniovina is the source of this 2308-nucleotide messenger RNA. RefSeq names its product cryptococcal mannosyltransferase 1-domain-containing protein. The transcript has a single exon. The coding region runs from base 464 to 2062 and encodes 532 amino acids. NCBI's taxonomy places the organism in Eukaryota, Fungi, Ascomycota, Sordariomycetes, Sordariales, Lasiosphaeriaceae. The record is from RefSeq and is a predicted model, not a curated record.
ACUACUUGACAUUGACUCUAAAUACCACGCCUCUAAACUAGGCCCUAGCACGAAGAGCAGGUUGUCAUCAUCGUCCAACACCCUCUUAGGUCGCCAAUGACCCACCCCCCGUCCCAGACCCGUCCCCCCCUCUCCUUAAACAUUCCCAGCCCUUUACCACUCCUAUUCCCCCCUUCCCGCAGGUCCCCCAUUUUCAGUCUCUCGUCUCCAGUGUAUGUGUGUGUGUCCCUCCGUCCCAUGCCAUUACAUUUCUCUUGUGACGAUUCGCCUCCUUAGUCUUCUUUUAACAUCUUCUAUCCCCCAUCCAUGCCCCGGAAAUAAGCUCUGUCUGCUGGUUAAACUUUAAGUUUAAGAUUCAGACCGAGAUCCGAGCGUGUAAGCCUGUGCCAAGAACUGCGAGAGCAAAGGGGGGGUGAACCCAGAGAGCUUCGCUCACCCACAUCGUAUAAUCUGUGCACCAGCCAUGACACCACAACUCCCUUUCAGCAAAAAAGACGAAACACGUAGCCCCCCGCACCCCAUCACUCUCGUGGCUACGUGGACUAUCUCCUGUCUACGCGCGCUUCGGAGGUCGGGCUAUGUCCAGCUCGCCAUCAAGUAUGUCGCCAUCAUAGUCGUAGCGGUGCUCGCCCUCAUGCCCAUCUUCGUGCCUUCAUACACGCGCCCACCACCACACUACCGCGAGCUCGAGCGACGAUGCGAAGACCCCGGCCGCCGCAAGGUCGGCUGCGCCAACCCCCUGAACGAGCAGGUCUUCAUCUCCAUCAUCCUGUACGACCGCGGCGGCAAGCUGUCUGGCGGGAAAUGGGGUGAGCGGCUCAUAAAGCUGAUCGAUCUGCUGGGGCCGCCAAACGUUUUCCUGAGCAUCUACGAGAACGACAGCGGGCCCGAGGGCCGAGCGGCGCUGGCCGACCUGAAGCAGCGCGUGCCCUGCCGCCACAGCAUCGUCAGCGAGGAGCACAUCUCGGUCGAGCAGUUCCACAACAUCACCUUCCCGGACGGCAGCCAGCGGACCAAGCGCGUGGCGUUCCUGUCGGAGCUGCGCAACCGCGCGCUGCGGCCGCUCGACGCCUUCCGCGAGGAGCGCGGUGCCGUCGAGUACGACAAGGUGCUGUUCCUCAACGACAUCGCCUUUGAGCCUAUCGACGCCGCCCACCUGCUGUUCAACACGAACCAGGGGCGCAACGGCCGCGCUGACUACGUCGGGGCGUGCGGCGUCGACUGGUUCGGGCCGUCAAACAUUUACGACAUAUACGCUUUACGAGACGCCGAGGGCUAUGCCUAUUACCAGAACACGUACCCCUUCUUCGGGCGACGGGGCCAGGGCCGCUCGCGGGCGGCUGUGCUGGCCCAGUCGGACGCGGUGCCGGCCAGGUCGUGCUGGGGCGGCAUGAUGGCGGUCCAGGCACGAUACGUCCAGAACCUGCUGUGCGAGCCGCCGUCGCCCGCCUUCUCGGCCGUGAACGGCCACGUCAUCGACCCGGACAUGCCGCGGAACGUCACGGCGCCUGUGCGGUUCCGCUACGAGCCGGGCAUCUAUUACGACGCCUGCGAGUGCUGCCUCUUCUCGGCGGACCUGGGCCAGCUAGCGCGGAGCGAGGGCCAUAGGACUGGCAUCGUCAUGAACCCUUACGUGCGCGUGGCUUACACGGAGAAGGUGCUGCGGUGGCUGCCGCUCGUCAAGUACUGGGAGCGUCUGUGGGUCUUUGUAUGGGAGUUCAGGAGCCUAAUCACGUCGCGCGCCGACAACCCGUACCGCACCGUGGCCGAGGGUGAGCCGUUCGUGGAGGAGAUCUUCGACGGCGGAUGGCGGCUGGUGAAGCGCGUCGGCCGCAGCGGCCUGUUCUGCGGCGUAAGAGACAUGCAGGUGCUUCGCAAGGACGGCGAGCACCACAAGGGUACCGGCCGGUUGCCACACUUGAACUGGGUGAAUACAAGAAUGCCGCCAGGCCAACAGCUCAGUUUCAAGUCGUGGUGGGGCAGAAUUUUACCAACAAAUUGGCCAAGAGAGUACACAGGCUCGGCGCAGGAGGUCCGCGAAACAUUCUUUGAGUGGGAAUAAGAAAGACUGCGCGAUGCGUGCCAUGGUUGGCGCGAGGCUGGAUAUCCGAGUAAGUGAGGGCUACGAAUGAACCCCCUCCAGACAUUGACCACUUGGACCAUAUAGCAACCGGACCUUGCGCAAAAGCUAACUCGUCAGAAGCCAGUCGACUCCAUCAGGUUGACCACCCGCGCCUCUCCAAACCAGAUGCAAGGAAGUGGCACACAACCCAAAACAGAAGAAGCUCUCCGAGCACAGCCCAACCCC